UCAAUCAACGGGGAGGAAGAACAAAGAAUCGAAGAAAUUGAGCAAAAAAUCUCCUGGGGUUGAAGAAAAUACAGAUGAAAUGAUGCCCAAGUCAUCUUCAGAGCAAACUGUGGGAGGACAUGCGGAGCAAUUGAAAAGACUCCAAGAAAAGGAUCCCGAGUUCUAUCAAUUCUUGCAAGAGCAUGACAAGGAGCUCCUUGAGUUUGAUGAUGAGGAUAUUGAUGACGAUGAAGAGACUGAAAUGGAUGGUGACGAAAUCGAAGAUGAUGAAUUUGACACUGAACAACUUGUUCAUGCAGAUGGAAAGGAGGUCAAGUCAUCCACAAAGGUCAUCACUAGUGCAAUCGUCGACUCUUGGUGUAGUUCAAUUCAUGAAAACAGGAGUUCAGGAGCUAUUAGGUCUCUCAUGAGAGAUUUCCGCACAGCUUGUCAUUAUGGCGAUGAUACUGGUGAAGAUGCUAAGUCAAAGUGGAGUACUAUGUCUAGCACCGUGUUCAACAAGAUCAUGUUAUUUGUUCUAAAAGAAAUGGAUGGAAUUCUUCGUGGCCUGUUGAAGUUACCAACUUCUGGUGGGCAGAAGGAGAUGAUAAAGGAUAUGUCUACUACCAAACGAUGGAAGAGCAACAAUCACUUGGUGAAAUCAUAUCUUGGGAAUGCCCUACAUGUUCUUAAUCAGAUGACUGAUACAGAAAUGAUAUCAUUUACAUUAAGAAGACUCAGAUUUUCUUCUGUAUUUUUGGCUGCUUUUCCAGUUCUUUUAAGGAAAUAUAUAAAGGUUCUUCUUCAUUUCUGGGGUACAGGCGGAGGUGCACUACCAGUUGUCUCUUUUUUGUUUCUAAGGGACCUGUGUAUACAGCUUGGUUCUGAUUGCAUUGACGAGUGCUUUAGAGGGGUGUAUAAAGCUUAUUUAUUGAACUGCCAAUUCAUGAAUGCGUCAAAGCUGCAGCAUAUUCAAUUUCUUGGUAAUUGUUUCGUUGAACUCCUUAGGGUGGAUCUUCCCAAUGCGUACCAGCAUGCCUUUGUUUUCAUUCGGCAGUUGGCAAUGAUCUUACGGGACGCGCAUAGUAGUACCAAGACCAAGAAACCGUCUCAAAAGGCUAACCAAUCAUCCAAGGAAGCACACAAUACUAAGGGCAAGAUAACUGAAAGUGAUGAAGAUGAUGAUGGUGAAGAUAGCAAAGGAGAUGCUGUCUUCAGUUUUUCUUGGCUACCUGCAGGCACUCCCAAAGAUCAAUCGCAGAAAGAGCUGAUUACGAUUUUGAAGAGCGUGAGUUUCAUUCCUCUUUCUCGGUAUUUUGAGAUUUAGAUUUUUUAAAAAUUGUAGCUUUUCUAUAGAUUUUUCAUAAAUUUGUGAGUGAAUGGUCAAAAACAUUAAUAGAGUACGUCAGUUUUUUGAGUUUCGUAUUUGAA
Messenger RNA from Solanum dulcamara, 1410 nucleotides. Its product is annotated as nucleolar complex-associated protein 2-like. Gene Ontology annotation, cellular component: Noc2p-Noc3p complex; Noc1p-Noc2p complex; nucleolus. The transcript is spliced from 8 exons. The record is from RefSeq and is a predicted model, not a curated record. Bases 80 to 1306 code for a protein of 408 amino acids. NCBI's taxonomy places the organism in Eukaryota, Viridiplantae, Streptophyta, Magnoliopsida, Solanales, Solanaceae. Gene Ontology annotation, biological process: ribosomal large subunit biogenesis.